Molecule: messenger RNA, 2944 nt
Organism: Symsagittifera roscoffensis
Lineage: Eukaryota; Metazoa; Xenacoelomorpha; Acoela; Convolutidae
Product: protein DENND6A-like
Exons: 12
Coding region: 106-2550 (814 amino acids)
Cellular component (GO): recycling endosome
Molecular function (GO): guanyl-nucleotide exchange factor activity
Source: RefSeq, a predicted model, not a curated record
GAUGCCACCACUGCGAUAGAUACUAAUACGAUGUACUUGUACAUUGCAAAUUGAACCAGACUUGACUCUGUUUGAAGUACUUUAUUUGAGUUAAACGGUACGAAAAUGGAGAACGAAGACAAUGAAUUAGAACGUGCUUCGUCCUCCCUAUCUAAUGUGGAUCUCAAUGUAGAAGAACUUUCAAUCGAAGAUCCAGGCGAGGAAAGUCCUGGUGAAAAUCAUGCGGAAGUUUCUGACGAGGAGAAAGACGAUACAAACCUUGAACCAAGUUCGUCUGAUUUAAUAGAUGAAGGAAAGACGGAUCGCGAAGAUGUUCAUGACGAAUAUGAAAAUGACGUGGAUGUUAGUCAGUUUAACCCUGACUCAAAUGGAAAUUUUCAACCAAAUAGUUCUUUUGAUCGCACACAUUCAGUUCCAAACUUUUCGGGAAUGCAUAGUUUGCACAAAGUAGACCGAAUAGAAAUGCACCAGAAGACCUUGGAUAUUACAAAUCAAAUUGCGGAGUCGAAUCCGAACUCUGAGACAUCUGGAAAUGCGCAAACUCCUACACCUGCUGGUACGAGUACAGCUGCAUCUGUAAGCGGGCAUGUGAACAAGAUACAGUUGCCGUGGGAUAGAAUGCAUCAGUGGAUCUACUGUAUCGCAGUUGUAACAUUUGACGUCGAAUUAGGGCAGACAAUCGAGCACAUCUACCCACCUCACAUUUCGCUUGAACAGAAGGAGAGGUCAAAUGUGUGCUUCCUCUCCUUCCCAGACUCAAACUCAGGGUGUAUGGGGGACACAGUGUACUCAUUCCGAAUCAGACACUCCUCUCGAUCCACAAACAGACUGAACAACCUACAGAAGCAUCACUUCAAUGUAUACUCAGUCAAUAAGUACCAGGGUUUCCAAGACUACCUCUACGGGGCUGUACACUUCCGUCAAAUGAGGGACACAUCAAUCAAGAGAGGAUACUUUCAGAAGUCAGUGGUGGUGCUUUCCUCUCUGCCCUUCAUCUCUCUGUGGCUGGAAGUGGUGAGAGUGGUGGGCGAUGACUUCUUCCUCAAUGGCGAAGUUUCUUUGGAAGUGGCCUGUCACUGUCUAGACCAAUGGAGUCAUCCGCUGCCUGGAUCACAGCUCCAGCUCCCCCUAAUGGGCAAUGUGUUCGAAGUCACGUUGCCGCAUCAGGGUCAAAUGAGUGUUCACGUGAGCAAAAAUGGGUUCAGUCAACUGCGGGAUGGAACAACACAAGGAAGAAGGUACAGGGGAGAUGCGCGUAUUAGUAGGGUACUGGGAUCAGUAGUUGAUCUGGAUCUGUACGCGUGCUUCCAGACUCUCCUGCCACAUAUGCAACUAAUCUGGGAAUUGGUCCUUCUUGGUCAACCAAUUGUGGUAAUGGGAUCAUCGCCGGACAUUACAUCUCGGAUGGUCUACAUUCUCACUAGCAUAAUUUAUCCGUUCAAAUGGGGAUCAGACUAUCGGCCCUACUUCACAAUCCACGACUCGGAGUUUAAAGAGUUCACUCAUGCUCCAUCAGCCAACAGCAGCAGUUCAAACAGCUCAUCAAACUCAGGUCGAGCAGCAAACACGGUACCUCUUUCUUCAAGUACUGGCCCUCCCAGAAUCAUUUUGGGCGUGACCAACCCUUUCUUCACAAAAACCUUGAGUCACUGGCCAAACUUGAUUAAACUGGGAGGUCUGGAGAAAGAUAAAAAGGGAGGAAGCGACACUUUGAGUCCGGACACUGGGCAGUCUAAAGGUGUGCUGUCCUCCUCGCCAUCAUCAUCUUCAUAUCGACCCUCAUCUUCAUCCACAAAAUCUGUUCGAGUAAUGAAAGCUAGCAAAAAUUCUGCCAAAGUUCUGGACUCUAGGCCAGGUGUAUACACCAAUCACAAACUAUAUCUGGAAAAAGACAGAACGAUGGUAAAGAGACUACUGCGGGCAAAAGAGCAGAGAAAACCUCCCGAGGUACUCUCCAGCUGGAUCCGAAAAUUCUUCAGAGAGCUCACUGAAAGCUUCUCAAUCCCACUGGAACACUAUCUCUCAACGCUCAUGCCAUUGGCCAAGACUGUUUCUCCCUGGAAAGAGUCCCCCCAGCUGAAAUCAUUCGUGGCACAAGACUUCCUCAAACAUAUCGAAAGAGCAGGACCUCAACUCACGUCAGGGCUUAAGGGCGAUUGGGUUGGUCUAUACAGGCAGUUUCUUUCAAGUCACAACUUCAAUUGCUGGCUGUUGUCCAGAAAGACAGAAAUUAACCAAAGACUUCAGCUGGUUCACCUAGAUGCAAUAAGUCAAGCGAAUCUGAGCGAGUGGCUGGACGGGAGAUCUGAAGUGGAGGCAGUUGACCUCCUCAUUAAACUGAAGGAGAAACUGCGACGUCUUUCAGCAGGAGUGCCGACACGACUGCAGAUAGACGAGAACGUUUACAAGCGAAUAUAUGAAAUGAUGCAGGUCGUCGUUGAAAAGCUGCCUCAAGAUCUGAAACAAUCUUUACUGAAUAAUUCUCUAUUCGCAACAGCACAUAGUUUAAGCGGGGAGUCUUCGGCAGAAAUGAGUUCAGAACACAGUUAACGUAAUAAUACAGAGGCUCGCCAACAAUAUUAGUUCAAAACAGGUGCUUUUUAUUGCAACAUACUGUACUGAUUACACUCGAAUGACCUUGAUACAGGAAGACUUAAAAAUCAUAGAUGUUUAGUGUAGAUAAAUUAGAAUUCGUUCGUUCUGUCCUUAUUUAUUUGUACAUGAUAUUUGGACCCUUUUCAGCAGUAAUAAAUUAUAUGAACCCAAAUUACGCCAAGCUGAGCGAGAUUAAAGUAUUUCUAUUUUACAACGUGCAAAUGUUUGAAGAUUCCGAUCGAUGUCUAUCAAUUAUCUUGUCUCAUAGUUUGAACCUUCUUUUAUCGCUAACCAUGGUUUGUAAAGUAGUAAAUUAACUCAACGUGACUGAUAUCUUUUCAGUUUAAAA